CAAAAAUAGAGUUUUUUAGUUUUUGGAUUUUUCCCUUCAUAUUAUAGAGAGAGAGAGAGUGAGACUUUGGUCUUUGGUGGUACAUGAUUAAAGUGUUGUUUCUUUCAAAAGAUGUGUUUGUGGAAAAAGAGUGAGGGGCUCCGUUUAAGACUGAGUUUUCAUUUUUCUCUUUCUGGGUUUGGCUUGAAGCUUAAAAUCCUUUAGUCCAAAACCAGAGAAAAUGUUCUUCUUUUACUACCAUUACUAUCAUUAAGUCAUAAAAAUGAGUCAUUUUUCUAUUUUCUUCUUAUUCUUCUUCGUUCUAUCUUCUGCUACAGUCUGUUUGUCUUAUGAGCCUCGUAACCCUGAAGUGGUAGCAUUGAUAAGUAUAAUGAGAGAAUUGAAUGAUCCGCAUGGGGCGUUGAACAACUGGGAUGAAUACUCUGUUGAUCCUUGUAGCUGGGCUAUGGUCACUUGCUCUUCUGAAAACCUUGUUACGACCCUGGGAGCUCCAAGCCAGUCUUUAUCAGGAACUUUGUCUGGGGCAAUAGGAAAUCUCACCAAUCUUCGCCAAGUGUUGUUGCAAAACAAUAACUUAUCUGGUGAAAUCCCACCCGAGCUGGAGACUCUUCUAAAACUGGAGAUUUUGGAUCUUUCUAACAAUCUAUUUUCCGGUCCAAUUCCAGGGUCAUUUGGACAGUCAAAUAGUUUGCAAUACCUGAGGCUGAACAACAAUAGUUUGUCUGGACCAUUUCCUUCAUCUUUGGCAAAAAUCCCUCAACUUGAUUUCUUGGACCUGUCUUUUAACAAUCUCACAGGACCUGUACCAUUGUUCCUUAACAAACUUUCAAGUAUAAUUUCUUUGCUACAACUAUUUCUUAUCAGUUACUAUAAUUAUUUACUUCUGAACUUUCCAUUUUUACAAACCUGUGGUAGUAUUAUGGGAAAUCCAUUGAUUUGCGGAAGCAGCUCCAGUGAAGUUUGCUCUGGAUCAGCCAAUGUUGUUCCUAUUUCAUUCCUUGGCUCCUCAAAUGGGGAACAAAAAUACAAGAAGUUAGCAAUUGCACUAGGAAUCAGCCUCGGCUUUGCCUCGCUCAUUCUCCUAGCAUUUGCACUACUUUGGCACAGAAAGAAACGCAGAAAGCUUACAGUUCUAAAUAUUAAUGACAAACAAGAAGAGGGCCUCGCAAAACUAGGUAAUCUCAGAAUCUUCACUUUCAGGGAACUACAGCUUGCUACAAACAACUUCAGCUCCAAUAACUUACUGGGCUACGGAGGUUUCGGAAACGUCUAUAAGGGGAAGUUAGGAGACGGUACUCUUGUGGCGGUGAAGCGGCUGAAAGACUUUACAGGAAGUUUUGGCGAGUCGCAGUUCAGGACUGAGUUGGAGAUGAUCAGCUUGGCGGUUCACCGUAAUUUGCUUCGUUUAAUUGGGUAUUGUGCUACCUAUGAUGAGAGACUUCUUGUCUACCCUUUCAUGUCUAACGGCAGUGUUGCAUCCAGGCUUAGAGGAAAACCAGCACUAGACUGGAAUACGAGGAAGAGGAUUGCGAUUGGAGCAGCGGGGGCGCUUCUGUAUCUACACGAGCAAUGUGACCCAAAGAUAAUUCACAGGGACGUGAAGGCUGCUAAUAUCCUUCUGGAUGAUUACUGUGAAGCCAUUGUUGGUGAUUUUGGCCUUGCAAAGCUCCUUGAUCAUGCUGAUUCCCAUGUGACCACUGUUGUCCGUGGCACUGUUGGGCAUAUUGCACCAGAGUACCUCUCAACCGGCCAGUCUUCGGAGAAAACUGACGUGUUUGGAUUCGGCAUUCUCUUGAUAGAGCUUAUUACUGGAAUGAGAGCUCUGAAGAUUGGAAAAACAGUUAGUGAGAAUGGAGCAAUGCUUGAGUGGGUGAAGAAAAUCCAGCAAGAAAAGAAAGUGGAAGCAUUAGUGGACAGAGAGCUAGGGAGCAAGUAUGACAGGAUUGAAGUAGGAGAGAUGCUCCAAGUGGCUUUACUAUGCACUCAAUACCUUCCGGUCCACCGGCCUAAAAUGUCCGAAGUUGUCCGGAUGCUGGAAGGAGAUGGACUUGCUGAGAAAUGGGCAGCAUCGCAUAAUCAUAGUAAUCCCACCAUGAACUUCAGUAGCAAAAGCAUGCCAAACCCUACCAUGGGAUCGAAACAUGAUGGAAAAAAUCAUGAUCAAUCGAGCAACAUGUUAGGCACAAGCAUGGGUGAGGAUGAAGAUGAUGAAUAUUCUUUGGACUACUGUGCCAUGGAACUCUCUGGUCCAAGAUAAACAUCACAACAAGUUUUAUAUGGUUCAAUUUUACUGUUUUAUGCUUUUAUUUGGGUGUUUUGAAUCAUCUGUCUGUCAAAUGGGAAAGUUACAAAGAGCAGCACAAUAGGAGUUGAAUAGUGCUUAAGAACAUCAGAUGCUCUGCACUCUGGUCCCAAGUGUGAGACAGUAAUUCAAAACAUUAUGUUUUGACUCUACUCUGUUAAAAAUAAUAAUA
Messenger RNA from Hibiscus syriacus, 2474 nucleotides. RefSeq names its product probable LRR receptor-like serine/threonine-protein kinase At2g23950. Gene Ontology annotation, biological process: protein phosphorylation. Bases 263 to 2257 code for a protein of 664 amino acids. The transcript has 10 exons. NCBI's taxonomy places the organism in Eukaryota, Viridiplantae, Streptophyta, Magnoliopsida, Malvales, Malvaceae. Gene Ontology annotation, molecular function: protein kinase activity; protein binding; ATP binding. The record is from RefSeq and is a predicted model, not a curated record.